GGGAUGCAGCAGCUCUGAGGGAGGGUCUCCAGGCUGCUUUUAUCAAUCUGCUUCCACUCGGUGUGGCUCGGAUUCGACCGGCUGGCGAGCAGGUGGAGAAACGGGAACAUGAGGAGGAUCCAGAUGGUGCUGCUGCUGCUCCUCUGGGCUGGCAGUGUCCAGGCCUGGUUCUGGAACAGUGGUCCAGACACCACAACAGAGACCCCCACAGAGAUGACGGAGGCAACGACAGGGACGAUGACUGGGACAGCAGGUGUUACUGGAACAGCACCUGUUAAUGCAACAGCGGGUGUUACCGGGACAACAGGCAUCACCGGGACAACAAGUGUGGCCGGGACAGCAGGUGUUACUGGGACAACAGACAUCACCGGGACAAGCGUGGCCGGGACAGCAGGUGUUACUGGGACAACAGACAUCACCGGGACAACAAGUGUGGCCGGGACAGCAGGUGUCACCGGGACAACAGACAUCACCGGGACAACAAGUGUGGCCGGGACAGCAGGUGUUACUGGGACAACAGACAUCACCGGGACAAGCGUGGCCGGGACAGCAGGUGUUACUGGGACAACAGACAUCACCGGGACAAGCGUGGCCGGGACAGCAGGUGUUACUGGGACAACAGACAUCACCGGGACUACAAGUGUGGCCGGGACAGCAGGUGUCACCGGGACAACAGGCAUCACCGGCACAGCGGGUGUCACCGGGACAACAGGCAUCACCGGGACAGCGGGUGUCAUCGGGACAACAGGCAUCACCAGAACAGCAGGUGUCACCGGGACAGCAGGUGUUACCGGGACAACAGGCAUCACCGGGACAACAAGUGUGGCCGGGACAGCAGGUGUUACCGGGACAACAGGCAUCACCGGGACAACAAGUGUGGCCGGGACAGCAGGUGUUACCAGGACAACAGGCAUCACCGGGACAACAAGUGUGGCUGGGACAGCAGGUGUGGCCAGGACAACAGGUGUCGCCACGACAACUGGCAGCGGUGCAAAGCAGACGGAGGAAGCGGAGGACGACGAUGACAAUUUGUCCGGAGUCGGGGAGGAAAUAAUCAACGUGGCGACGGGAAUCCGUAAGUUAGUGGAGGCGUGGGACGCGACCCCGACCACCUGGACUACUAACGGGAGCCUGACCGAGCAGCCAGAGGGUGCUAACACUAGCACCACAGGCAGGUUGCCAGGGCAACGGGUGGAGGAGGGCUCGGGGUCGGGGGAUGGAUCUGGGUCUGAUGUAGUCACUGGUAAAGUUUGUCUCCCGGUGCCCUCCGAUUGGCCCGUUUGCAAGCAGCCAAAGUUGUUCUCGCUGCCCAACUUUUUCAACCACACCUCUGUGGAACAGGUGGGGGCGGGGCUGUUGGAAUGGGCGUGGCUAACAAGGGCACGGUGCCACCACAGCGCCGAAUGGUUCCUCUGCCUGCUGAUGGCGCCAUGGUGCCCAUCUGCCACCGCCCGCCUGCCCUGCCGCAGCUUCUGCCACGUGCUGCAGGACAGCUGCUGGGCGUCGCUGGACGGCGGCCAACUCCCAGUGGAGUGUGACCGCCUGCCGGAGAGUCCGGCGUGCGUUUCCGUUAGUAACUGCAAAGAAGACAGUGGCAUCUCUUUGCUGCAGCUGAUCGGAGAUCCUCCUCCAGACGCCAUCACCAGGGAUUAUGGACCAAAUGGCAAGGCUGCCUACAUCUUCUCCUCGGCGGCGGCAUCAGGCCAGCCGGCUUUGGCCCACGUCCCCAACCCUUUUUACCGCCACUUUUCCCUCCUCUUCCACAUCAAACCCUCCAGGUCGACCGCCUCGGUUCUCUUCUCCAUCACGGACGGAAAUCAGAGGCUCAUGUACAUCGGCGUCAAGCUGAGCGCCGUGCGGUCAGGUCGCCAGAAAGUCCAGUUCUUCUACACCGAACCCGACUCUGAGGCUUCGUACGAGGCGGCCAGCUUCGAUGUACCGAGCAUGGUGGACACCUGGAGUCGCUUCUCGCUGGCGGUGUUCGAGGAACAGGUGACUUUCUACCACGGCUGCGACUCGGAGCCUCAGGCGGUGAAGUUCGAGCGCUCACCGGAUCCCAUGGAGCUCGACAAUGCCGCCGGGAUCUUUGUCGGUCAGGCAGGAGGAGCUGACGGUGACAAGUUCCAGGGAGCCAUCGCUGAGCUGAAGGUGGUUGGAAACCCUCGGGCAGCUGAACGUUUGUGCGACGAUGAGGAUGACUCAGACGCUGCCUCUGGUGACUACGGCAGCGGUGAAAUCGACAGGAGGCAGUCGGGACACUCAGUGAAGACAACCCCGGCUUCCUUCCGUCCGGUGCCCGAACCUCCACUGACAUCCUCACAGGGAACCAGAGUCAAAGAAUCAGGUCCGAGCGGCGCUAAAGGUGAGAAAGGAGACCGAGGAGAGAAAGGCUUGACAGGGGACCGAGGCCCCAUGGGACCCAAGGGAGAGCCGGGUUCUGGUUCCAGUUCUGGUUCCUCGUCUGCUGGUGGAGGACAGAAGGGAGAAAAAGGUGCAAAGGGGAGCUCCGGCUUUGGAUACCCUGGUAAUAAGGGUGAACGUGGGGCUCAGGGGCCUCCAGGGCCCCCUGGUCCUCCAGGACCUGCAGCUGAGGUGGUCCGACUCGGCGACGGCUCCGUUGUGCAGCAGGUAGCCGGACCUCCAGGACCACCGGGACCACGGGGGUCGAAUGGAGCUGCAGGACCUCCAGGAACUGACGGGGAGCCGGGCGAUCCAGGAGAAGAUGGAAAAGCUGGUCCUGCUGGACCUCGAGGUUUCCCAGGAACUCCAGGAAGUGCUGGUGCCCAAGGUCAAAAGGGUGAGCGUGGAGAAGGUCAGCCUGGACCCAGAGGCCCCCCAGGCCCACCAGGACCUCCUGGACCAGGCAAUGGUGAUCGCCCAACAUUUUUCGACAUGGAGGGAUCAGGAUUCCCAGACUUGGACAGAAUGCGGGGUCCCCGUGGUCCUCCGGGCCUCCCAGGUCCUCCAGGUCCUCCUGGUACCUCAGUGGCACUAGGAGCUAGUGGUCCGGUAGCCUUUGGACCUCCUGGACCACCUGGACAAGAUGGAGCACCUGGUCUACCUGGCCCUCCUGGUCCUCCUGGUCCACCUGGUCUACCUGGAUCAGUGAAAGGCGAAAAGGGUGACAGUGGUGAGCUCGGUCUUCCAGGAGCAGCUGGAGAAAAGCAAAACGCUCAAGACUCCAACUUUUUCAACGGCUUCUUCUCUUUCUUUACUCCAUCCUCUACGGGUACUCAGGGUGACCCAGGUCAGACGGGUACACCUGGACAGACUGGACUGGCAGGACUUCCAGGUCCAAUGGGACCAAUUGGGCCACCUGGGCCUCCUGGACCACCAGGGCCACCAUACCGAGUUGGCUAUAAUGACCAAAAUGGAUAUGAGGUGUUAAAUGGCGGGCCUGGAGUUGGAGGCCCACCUGGACCACAGGGUCCACCUGGCAUUGCAGGUCUCCCCGGUAAACCAGGUUUACCAGGUAUCCAUGGAAACAAAGGAUCAGAAGGACCACGAGGACCAACUGGUAUCCCAGGUCUAGAUGGAUUCCCUGGACAGCAGGGUGAAAAGGGCGACAGAGGAGAGAAAGGAGAGAUGGGUCUACCAGGACGAGAUGGUGGACCACCCGGACCUCCAGGGCCUCCUGGACCUCCAGGACAGAUUGUGUACCAGCCGACAGCAGAUUAUAACGACGUUUAUUGGAACGAAGAGGGGCAGGGAAGAGGUCUUCCAGGUCGAGCAGGAUUCCCGGGGCCUAUUGGUCCAAAAGGAGACAAAGGGGAGUCAGGUCCUCCAGGAUUUGCACCUAAGGGAGAAAAAGGAGAACCAGGCAUCAUCAUGGGGCCUGAUGGGAGACCUUUGUACCUCGGAGGCCUGCAAGGAAAGCCGGGCGACCCAGGACUCCCCGGCCCAGAGGGACCUCCAGGUCCAAAUGGUCCUUCAGGUCCAAAGGGGGAGAUCGGUUUUCCAGGCAGACCGGGUCGACCAGGACUGAACGGUGUCAAAGGAGAGAAGGGAGAUUCAGGCGGUGGAUCUGGAUAUGGUUACCCUGGUCCUCCAGGUCCUCCGGGGCCUCCUGGACCUCCUGGACCUCCCAUACCCGUUGACGGAGCCAGAGGGUAUGAUGAUUAUUCCAGGUAUUACCCAGCUAAAGGAGAGAAAGGAGAUCGAGGACCACCAGGAACUCUUGACAUUCCAGGUUUGGGGUCAAACGUUGACAUUUACACUCUGAAGUAUCAGCUGAAAGGUGACGUGGGCUUGAAGGGAGAGAAAGGAGAGCCAGGUGGAGGAUAUUAUGACCCUCGCUAUGGAGGCAGUGGAGUCGGAGCACCGGGAGUUCCUGGACCUCCAGGACCUCGAGGCGACUCCAUCAUCGGUCCUCCAGGCCCUCAGGGACCACCUGGACCCCCAGGAAGAGGCUACGACGGGCAGCCUGGACCCCCAGGGCCUCCUGGACCUCCAGGACCAACGCUGUCUGGGACUCACAGGGGAACACAGACCAUCAGUAUUCCUGGACCCCCGGGACCACCUGGAGCUCCUGGACUACCUGGACACUCCUCAGGGGUGACAGUGCUGAGGUCUUAUGAAACUAUGACAGCCACAGCGAGGAGACAGCCUGAAGGUUCUCUGGUCUACAUUAUAGAGCAAACUGACCUCUACCUGCGGGUUCGAGAUGGAGUUCGUCAAGUGCAGCUCGGCAGCUACAUCCCUUUGCCCAUUGAGGACGGUAACGAGGUUGCAGCUGUGGAGCCUCCUCCGGUCGUCCCGUACUACCCGGACCACCAUCAUCACAACAACCCCGGGACCUCCACCCACAAUAGGCAACCUGAGAGUCCAGUAGAGCCCCAGCCUCAGCCACAGCAGCCUUACCCGGACCCCCGGUACGAGCCAGACACCCGGUACCAGCCGGAGCAGCCUUACCCUGACCCCCGUUACCAGCCGGAUCCUCGGUACCAGCCGGAGCAGCCUCAGCUUCAACCGGACCCCCGUUACCAGCCGGAUCCUCGGUACCAGCCGGAGCAGCCUCAGCUUCAACCAGACCCACGAUACCAGCCAGAUCCUCGAUACCCGGCCCCAACAGAUCCCAGGUUCCCGAGCUACAGCGACCGGUUAAACCAGCCAGAUGGGAGGUACUCUGUCCCGGAGAACCGCUACCCGGUCACCCCUGCAAGAAGGCCGCCUCCACCGGUACCUCAGACGCCGGUGCACCGCCACACCUCCGGACCAGGGCUCCACCUGGUGGCCCUGAACAGCCCUCAGACCGGCGCCAUGAGGGGCAUCCGGGGGGCAGAUUUCAUGUGCUUCACUCAGGCCCAGGCCAUCGGGAUGAAGGGAACUUUUAGGGCGUUCUUGUCCGCCAGACUGCAGGAUCUCCAGAGCAUCGUCCGAAAGGCCGACCGGGACAUUCUGCCCAUAGUCAACCUGAAGGACGAGGUUCUGUUUGACAGCUGGGACGCCAUCUUUAAUGAUGGCAGAAUGAAGGACGGCGUGCCCAUCUACUCCUUCGAUGGCAGGGAUGUUCUCAACGACAGCGCAUGGCCGGAGAAGACGAUGUGGCACGGCUCGACCAGCGGCGGCCAGCGACACGUCGACAGCUUCUGCGAGACGUGGCGGGUGGCCGACCGGGCGCUGACCGGCAUGGCGUCGCCGCUGCAAGGCGGCGGCCUGCUGCAGCAGAGCUCCAGCAGCUGCUCCAGCUCAUACAUCGUGCUGUGCAUCGAGAACAGCUACAUCGCCAAGAGAUAGACGCACAGAAACACUGUCGCCUACACACACUUCAGUUUGUCCUCCCACUGCCUGCGGUGCUCUGUAAAUAGGAUUUGUGUUAAUGGAUAGUUAGUUUGUGUUUGUUAGCCCUUCGUAUACGGUGCUACACACGAUCACCCAUCAUGUACGUGAAGCUCAGGUGACCGACAGUGACUCGGCCACAGUGGAGGUGGCCGGAAAAUGUUCCCAGAAGAGCAGCUUUGUUGUCAUUUCUUUACUGUUUGUGACUCGUCGGCUAGCAGAAGCUACAGCGCUGAUAGAAAUAAGAUUAGCAUGCUUGGGUCCAGCUAGUGAAGCCCAGUUUGUGUUAGCCCGAGUUGAAUUUUAGCCGAAAUCUUAAUGCAGUUUUGGUGUUCACAGAGUUGAAAACUGAAUCUAGAAGAAUUUAGCAGAGCUUCAUCCUGGUUGCUCAGUCUAGUCCAGACUUCUGUUACCCAGAAAGACAAAGAAGUUCUGCACUGCAAAGCAGGAUUUAAGGUUAUCAAGAUAAGGUUUAACUCUGGAUUUCCAGGACUAUGACGCCUUACCCUGCACCCUAUGUUCAAGAUUCAAUGAUUCUUCUGAGUUUUUAAAUGCUUAUUAUCGAUUCUCAGAGCUACAAAUGUUUUUUUUUCAGAAUUCUCAAAGACUCACAUGAUAAAGAUGAUUUUUAAGCAAUUUAUCCUUCCCUAAACUGAUAUCUUUGUUGCUUUUCAUAUUCGGUGUUUAUAAGGCUCCUAUGUAAAACCGAAAUAUAAAUCUAGAGGUUAAAAAUCUGUUAAAUCCAGCAGCAGUUGAAGAGUCUUUGAGGGUUUUAGAGUUAAUUUAAAGAUCCAACAGACAGAAACACUGUAAAUUCAUAAAUAUUUCAGCACUAAGUGAGACAGAAACACUCGCUGGAAGUUGAUUUUUCAUAAAUAAGUGACUGCAGUGCAACUAAAACACACAAGCUACUGCUAAAUUGUCAUUUUUCAAUCCUGUGUCGACCACAACAGCAAACCUUCAUCUUUGUGAGGAAACACCGUGAGCGAUUAGGAGGAUAAACCACUAGAAAUUGUUGACUUUUAAUUUCUUUUACACCUCAAAUACCUGAAAAACAGUGUUAAUAACGAUUAAAAUUAGAUAAUUUCUGACGUUUUAUACACCACAGUUACCUUUAUAUACAGUGUUUGUCAGGGCUGCAGUGGAAAAUAGAUACUAGGAUGAAAUAUUCUGAUGAUUAAUAUAAAAGUUUUUAUAUGUGAAAAGUGUGUUUUUUAACGUCUCCUCUUUUACUCCAAUGUAAGCCACAGCACUUGAGUAACAUCCUUUUAAUUUUUGCUCCAAGAGAAGAUGUUUUCAGAUCAUAUUUUUAGCAGUAACAAAAGGGAUAUUUAUUUUUUAUAAGCCGUGUUUUUUUUUUUUUCUACUUCACCUAUAAUGUUUGCUUUCACAGAGAAUAACGCUCGGUGUGUCCAGACAAGGACAUGCGAAGGACAUGCAGUUAAAAUGUGACGAGGAUUCAGCCAUAGAUGUGUUGUGCACUGUUCAGGCUUCAUGGAGGGUCGAUGUACUAACAGAGUCUCUUCUGCAUCUCGCUGAAUAAACCUGUGUGGAAAUUGUGA
Messenger RNA from Acanthochromis polyacanthus (spiny chromis), 7340 nucleotides. RefSeq names its product collagen alpha-1(XVIII) chain-like. Gene Ontology annotation, molecular function: protein binding. The coding region runs from base 109 to 5736 and encodes 1875 amino acids. The record is from RefSeq and is a predicted model, not a curated record. Lineage: Eukaryota; Metazoa; Chordata; Actinopteri; Pomacentridae. The transcript is spliced from 42 exons.